CCUGCCUCUCUAUGCUUUCAUUCGCAGUUCGCACACCCUUCAUCUCUACUAGCCAAAACACAAAACGGACAGAGGAAAAUACACGGCAAAAUAUUUAGUCUCAUCACUGGAGUGUAGCUGUUGUCAAGGACCUUCAACAAAAUGGAGAUAUAUAACGGUCCUUCAAUAUGGCAUAAUCCUUUCAUUAGUGUGCAUUUCUUUCCGAAAAAUGAAUUGAUCGGCGUUGACGGCAGAAAGAAAUAACGCUAUUCUGCAAGUAACUCCCUCGUUUCAUAUGGAUGUUAUGAUAAAAUAACUGUAUUUCACACAGAUGACACAUUUAUGGCUGAGACGGACUGUUCUUCUGAAAUAGACAGUCAGCUGAAGUGAAUACAAUAAAGAUGAAUCUCUUAUAGAGAAGCUCCCUGGAUUGCAAAGGAUCAAGGUGAUAUUCGUAAAUUGCAGUCCAGGAGGGUUCAGCGGCGCGGAGAGGUGACGUUGACCGGAUGCGUGUAGCGGAGCGUGCCGUGUGGCUUUGACCAUGAGCCGGCUGAUGUUGGGCCGGACCCUGGAGCGGAUCUGCAAGGCUGUGCUGUUGCUCUGCCUGGUGCACUUCCUCAUCAUGAUGAUCCUCUACUUCGAUGUCUACAGCCAGCGCUUUGACAUCUUCAGCCGUUUCAACAAUGGCCGUGGAGUGAACAGCUCACGUGGACCCCACCACUACUACUAUAAUCUCUCCAGUGGAAGGCCCAACACUACCUUUGCAAGCUACCUGGCCACAGCUGACCAUCUUAUGCCCAGCACCAAGCCAGAAGCCAACCAGACACCCCCGACCCCUAAGCCAUUACCACCAUGUCCGGAGGUACCGCCUGGUCUGGUGGGACGUCUCCUCAUCGAAUUCAGCUCCCAGAUAACCCUCGAGCGGGUGCAGAGAGAGAACCCUAAUGUGACCGAAGGGGGGAAAUACACUCCUCCAGACUGCCGGCCAAAGCAAAAGGUGGCCAUCAUCAUCCCGUUCAGGCACAGAGACAACCACCUGAAAUAUUGGCUUCACUACCUGCACCCAGUCCUGCGCAGACAGAAGAUCGAUUAUGGGAUCUAUAUCAUCAACCAGCUUGGCGAGGACACCUUCAAUCGGGCCAAGCUUCUGAAUGUUGGCUACACAGAGGCUCUUAAAGACGCAGAAUACGACUGCUUCAUUUUCAGUGACGUAGACCUGAUCCCUAUGGAUGACCGGAACCUGUACCACUGUUACGACCAGCCCCGUCACUUUGCCAUUGCCAUGGACAAAUUCGGCUUCAGGCUGCCCUAUGCGGGGUACUUUGGAGGGGUGUCCGGCCUUAGCAGAAAACAGUUCCUCAAAAUCAAUGGCUUCCCUAAUGAGUACUGGGGUUGGGGAGGUGAAGAUGAUGACAUUUACAACAGAAUCACACUAAAUGGGAUGAAAGUGUCCCGGCCCGAUGUGAGAAUCGGCCGCUACAGGAUGAUCAAGCAUGAGAGAGACAAGCACAAUGAGCCAAACCCCCAGAGGUUCACUAAGAUCCAGAACACCAAGAACACCAUGAGGAAAGAUGGGAUCAGCUCACUGAUGUACAGAGUGGUGUCUGUGAAGAAAUACCCGCUCUACACCAACAUUUCCGUAGAGAUCGGCAAGCCUCCUCCUAGACCUCUCAAAGGAUAGAGAGCAACUGGGUCUUGACCGAGGAUGCCGUGACCUUCUUAAAGUUCAGCGCACAAACACACACACACAAGCUCUGCCCAGGAUCACCUUCCUAAGAUAAUGCAGUGAAAUGCUGAACAGGUUCGUUCUCAGGAAUACGUGGAAGCUUGAUGUGGAUCCAUCGAUGUGCUGUUGAUUCAUAUGCUGAUCCAGAUCAAGAUGUGCGCAGUGUUUAGAGGAAAAGGAAUAUUAUCAUCAUACUCCACUGGCUGUUUUAUUCAGACCUUGAGGAUCAGUACAGGAUUUUAGGCUCUUAACGGGAAGGUUGUUGAGUUCUGGUUUUGGUAAGUGAUGUUUAUCUGCGAAGAACAGCCUGGUCACUUGAUGUAAAUCAGUCCGAACAUACACUACUCUACAUUUCAAAAGCGAAUGUGUCUUUGUACCUGCGAUGCUUGCAGCGUUCAAUCUCUUCUUUCGUUUCUCAGAUGUUGGUUGAUCAUGUGAGGUUGAUAAAUCAGUGCUUGAGUUGGCUCCUUCGGAUUGUGUCCAUAUCUCUCUCUUGCGCUUUUAUUUUGUUUCCUCUUUUGGGACUAAGCUGAACUUCUCACUUCUCAGCAUUUCUGGGGGUGAAACCCUCGUUGGGAUGUCUUCUUGGGAACUUGGGGGACAAUUUUGUGUGUGAUUAGACUGGAUCUGGACUAGUCCUACAAGCACAUGACUGUGUCAGUCAAUCUGGUACGAAUGGCUGCCUUGUAGAUGCCUGGAGAAACAGCGGUAACUUUCGCUGAGAGUUGAGGAGCUUCUGCAGAAGUUACUGAUGAUCAGACCUCUGUAUCAUUCACCACCUGCUCAAUACUGACUGUGCUACAAGCCACUCUUUCUUUGUUUACUUUGAUUUGCCUGAAAUAUUCAUAUUUAGAUGUCAUAUAUCAAGGCUUUUUUUAAAAACUUGAAGUAUGAAGUUAGCAAUGAGUGCUUUGAUCAAAUAAUGCCCAUAUCAUUCAGAGUCCAGGGUCCAAAAUCAACAUUUUUCCACACCUUUCAAUUCAAGUGAAUUUAAAACAUUCACCAUAGUAAUUAUUUCUUACAGGCUAUAACUCAAUAUUGCCAUUUUUUUAUUUAAAAAAAAUGUGUGUCUCUAACAAAGGAAUUGUUAUUAGCUGUCUUUUUUGCAUAUUUGUAAGAGCACAGUUCACCAAGAAGUUUGUUCAGCCUUAACUGUGCAAUAAUAAUGAGAAGACCUAUAAUUUGUUUCAUUUAUAUUUUUGUUUUGAUAGCUUAAUAUGAAGAUUUUUUAUAAACUACCCUUCAAAUGUUUGGGGUCAGUAAGAUAUAUCUGAAGAAAUAACACUUUUAGUCUAUGAAUGCUUCUACAUUUUUAUAGUUUAAAUUUCAGAUAAAUGCUCCUUAGAAUUUCUGUUCAUAAAAGAUGAAUUACAUGUAUGAAAAUAUAUAGCAGCACAGUGUUUUUAAUGUUGGUAAUAAUGAGAAAUGUUUCUUGAGUGCCAAAUCAGUUUAUUAGAAUGAUUUCUGAUGCAUCAUGUGACAUUGAAGAUUGGAGUAAUGGCUGCUGAAAAUCUAUCACAGGAAAUCAAUUAACAAUAUGUUAAAACAAAUAUAUAUAUAUAUAUUUCCAAUUCUAAUAAUAUUUCACAAUAUUACUGUUUUACUGUAUUUUUGAUCAAAUAAAUGCAUUAUUAGAGACUUAUUUCAAAAACAUUAAACAAUGUUACCAGCCCCACACUUUUCAACAGAGUUCAGGAGGACCGAAAACGUCAAAAACAUAAAUCUAGUUUCCAUAAUUUUCAUCAUCUGUCAUUUUCAUGUUGAUUUUCACUUGCACUUGGUGUUUGGCUAAUGUUAAAGGGAUUAAUCAUCCUCAUGUCCACAUGAAAUUUACACAUCUCCAAACCUUUAAGACCUUCGUUCUGUAAGACCAGAAAUUACAAUAUUUUUGAUGAAAUCUGAGAGCUUUCUGACCCUGCAUAGACAGCAAGGGAACUAUCAAGUUCAAGACCCAGAAGGGUAGUACAUUGUUAAAAUAGUCUAUGUGACAUCAUUGGUUCAACUAUAAUUUUAUGAAGCUACAAGAAUGCAUUUUGUGUGCAUAGAAAACAAAAAUAACAACAAUCCUUCUCUUCCCUGUCACUGUCUGUCCUCUAUUCACUUCAGAUGCAUGCCAGAGAUUGUCUCACUAUUACUAUUGGAGAAAGCAUAAUGGUCAACUUGGAUCAUGUGUGCCUUAAUAACCAAACACAUUACAGCCUUGAUGUCACUGAGUUUCAGUCAGAGUUGUGCGAUACUCUAGUGCUGUUUACGGAUACCAUAGGAAUGAAUGUGAAAUUCUGUAAACUGAAUCCAACUUGUCGCAAGAAGUCAAAGACUUCAGCCAAUAGGCUGUCGGUUCAUUAAAUGAUAAGCUAUUUCUCUAAAAAGCUGUUUAUUCAGCGUAGUGAAGCCUCUACUCCGUUGACAUCAAUAAAAAAAAAAAAAAAAAAAUAGCCUCUGAUAGCAUUAGCAUCAGCAGUUAACUGUUUUUUUUUUUUUUUGGGCUAAAAGUUGCAGGCUUGCCUUCUAGUGGCUUUGCCGCAUACAUAUGCAUUGUAAACAUGGUAGUCUUGUGAAUGGCAGCGGACAGUGAAAUAGAACAAAUAAAGUAUUUAUUUUUGUUUUCUUUGCACACCAAAUGUAUUCUUGUAGCUUCAUAAAAUUACAGUUGAAUCACUGAUGUCAUAAAGAUGUCCUUUCUACCGUUCUCGGUCUUGAACGUUUUAGUUGUGUUGCUGUUUAUGCAAGAUCAGAAAGCUUUCGGAUUUCAUCAAAAAAAAUCUUAAUUUGUGUUCCGAAGAUGGACGAAGGUCUUAUGGGUUUAAAAUGACAUAAAGGUGAGUAAUUCAUGGCAGAAUUGUCAUUGUUGGGUGAACUAUCCCUUUAAUUUUGGACCCUGUGUUCUCCUCUUCUGAAUGAUCUGGACUGCAUUGAACUGCUUUUAUUUACAAUACUUUGCAAGCCUCUUAAAGAUGUUUUACCGUUCCUUAUUCCUUCUUCACCUUUUAUUUUACAGCCUGAAAACACCAAGCUGAUGCCUUCAGAUGUUUUAUGAGGGGUAAAUGUGAGGGGAGUUCAAGCUCUUUUUUUCUCUCUUAUCGGCUUUUCUGCACCAUGUGUGGACGGUUCUUUGUGCUAUCAACAAUUCUUUCAGCCCAGCACAGAGGAAGUCAUUACUGAGAGCCCAGUCACUCUCUCUGUCCUUUUUAAAAUACACAUCUCCUAGUCUUUCCCCUCAUGCCUUUCAUUUUAGCCUCACCAACUCAUUUCAUUUCUGUGUGUGCAUUCAUGUUGUCUUAACUGCUGACCCAAGCAGUCACUAACGUUGUUUCCUUUUUUAAGUAAUUUAUCACCUCUGUCUAAUGGGUACCAUGACCUGCAGUUAUAAGUGCAUCACUGAUUUUACAUUGGUCAUCAAGCAAAAUAACGGUUAAUACUUACCUGAUGCAAUAUUGCCACAAGCCCAUUGAUUUUGCCUGUAAUAAUAGCCUUAAAAGUUGACAUCCAUAGUUACCUUUAUUUGAAAGAUGCCCACUGUGUGCAAAUAGUUGAGUAUAUUCAAAACUAUUAAUUGAUCAUAUUCAUAUAUUUUUUUUGUUUUUACUCUAGCUGUGACCUGCAUUUUAAGUGCCGAGAAACAGUGUUGUAGAAUGCAGUGAAUCCUAAACCUUCAACACAAAUGGGAUUUCAUGCCAGUAUCCUUAUUAAAAAGACAUUAUGCUUGUCCUGAAAUGUCUUGGCAAAUGAAAUAGAAAUCUGUUUUUUGUUGGAGCAAGAUGAGAUUAUUUCCUUUCUCGAGGUUAUGUAUCAAGGCGUGUAUUAAAUUGAAAGAAAUGUUGCAGAGUGCAUGUCAUUUACAUUAUCUUAAUUUUUUCAAAAUGAAAAAUGCAGUCCACAUGGUGUAUACUGUGUGAGCAAAACAAAGUUCAACAUAUUGAAGUUCUCAUGUACACUGUUGCACGUAAUCUUUUAGGCCUGAUACAGCAUAAUAAUCUCUAGUCAUUCUUCUGAAACUUAUUUCGAUAUCUCUCAAAUUUAAAGGUGUACUUAGUUAUUUUUUAUUGGUUGCACUGAUUGAUAUGGAAGAUUUACACUACCAUGACUAAUUUAAAUGAUUCAAUAGGGCAGUCAUCUUUAUAACAUUCAAAAGUGUUUUUUUAAAUAUAUAUACUUUUGACGUAGGUACUUUUAUUCAGCAAGGACGCAUUAAAUUGAUCAAAAGUAAAUGCAUUUUUAAUUUAACUUUCAAAUAAAUGCUGUAUGAACUUUCUAUCUAUCCUGUAUCCUGUAUCACUCUUUCUUCAAAUAUAUCAAGCAUAUUAGAAUGAUUAUUGAAGGAUCAAAUGACACUGAGAUUAGAGUAAUGGCUGCUGAAAAUUCAGCUUUGCCAUCACAGGAAUGAAUUAUAUUUUAACAUUUAACAUUCUUAAAAUAGAAAACAGUUAUUCUAAAUUGUAGUAAUAUUUCACAAUAUUACUGUUUUCACUGUAAUUGAAAGAUCAAAUAAAUGCAUUCUUGGUGAGUUUACCCAAAAUGUUUUAAAUAUUAAAUAUUUACAUUUAUAUAUCAUAUAUUUAAAAUGACUAAGUGCACCUUUAAGGGCCUCUAGUAAGACCAUGUAUUUGGAUGGUGUGAAAUCUGUAGAUAUGAAUCUUAUUAGUGAGGACAAUGAAAUCUCAUUUUUUUUAUUAUUAUUUCUUUUUUUUUUUUUUUUACUUUUUGUCUGGUGAUACACUCAAAUAUUAAAUCUUAAAUCCUUCUGAUCUACAUCUUAAUUUUUUACCCAGUGGCAAAUAAAUUGCUUCUAGUCUACAGUGUAGAUAUAGAGUUGCAUUAUUCUUUAGUAUUUUGGGUGGAAUUUGAUAAUGUUAUAAAUGUUCCAUUGCAGUUUUUAAAAGUUUAUACAUUUAAAUCAUGUUUUUUUCCCCAUUCCAAAGUUACUCAUAUUUCCUGUGCUAACAAUGCAAUCAAGUGAAGCUCGCACAAUGCUUAUUACCAACUUUGCAAAGCACAAAUCCAAUCAUUUAGGUAAGGAUGCUAUUCUUCACCAGAUCUCGCUUUAUAGUUUGUGAAAUCACACCAGUGUCACAUUGAAUACACUUUUGAUUUUGAUGCUGUUCUUAUAUAUCACUCUUGGGUCAGCGAACCCUCUCAUACUGAAAACUCAGAGACUUGUUUAUGUAAAGUUCACCCUCUCUUCUCCAUCACCCUUUUUGCCCUCAGUUGUUCUCUGGAAAGAACUCCAUCUGUGCUCUGUGCUUGUCAGUGUGAGAGAGGGACAGAAGUGGGCAAGUAUUCCACACCUACACAAUGACAUGCGAAAAAAACUGACUGCCUCAGGUCUUCACAUCUGGGGCACAUUUUUAAAGACUUACUGUCUCUAUUAAGGUUUUUUUUGUACAUUGAAUGUCAAAAUACUAUAUCUUAUAUAGAAUGCAUUAUGUCAUAUCAAACAUACUUUUUGUAUACAAUCAAUAAAUCCAAUGCUACAAGAAUCUGA
This is a messenger RNA of Carassius gibelio (silver crucian carp), 7187 nucleotides long. Its product is annotated as beta-1,4-galactosyltransferase 2. NCBI's taxonomy places the organism in Eukaryota, Metazoa, Chordata, Actinopteri, Cypriniformes, Cyprinidae. The transcript is spliced from 7 exons. Gene Ontology annotation, molecular function: glycosyltransferase activity. The record is from RefSeq and is a predicted model, not a curated record. Gene Ontology annotation, biological process: carbohydrate metabolic process. Bases 521 to 1660 code for a protein of 379 amino acids.